ACAUUCAAUUUUAUUCACAGGAUUGUUAUACAGAUUUACGAGCCUGUGAUUAAACUGGAGAUAUGGCUUUAGUUAGUUGGUUCUUAAUCUUGUGUUUGUUGUUGAGUGUUAUAUGCUGUUGUGUUGAAGGUGAUGUGUGCAGAAACAAAUCAACGGCUUUUGGUUUUCGUUGCACGUGUAAGACGCUCAAAGUACCUUGCAAAUGUCAAUGUAGAUUGCCCCAUGAAAACACACCAUAUAAAAAGCAACAGCGAAAUGUUGUCUGUGACGCUGUUUAUGACUGCUAUGAUCACUUUGACAGAUGUGGAUGUACAUUCAACCAACCUAGAACACGGACCCAAAACUACACAGUUUCGUGUUGCUUUAAUAGAAGCUACCCGAAUUGCACAAAACCGUCACAGAAAGAGCAUACAUUUGCAUCUGCCAAUGACUUAAUUGGCAACGUUUACCUACGUAUACUGUUUUGGCUCGUUGGCGCAUUUGCUUUUCUCGGAAAUUCAUUCGUCUUUCUGAGAACUCUGGCCAAAUAUACCCGGACAGGUAAUCAAAGUGUAAAGCAAGGUUUUCGCUGGUUGAUUCUAAACCUGUCACUGUCUGAUUGCCUUAUGGGCGUUUAUUUGAUUGCAAUUUCCAUUCAAGGAGUUGUAUAUCAGGGCGGGUAUUUAUCCGCUUACGAUCUAAUCUGGCGCUCGGGAAAAACUUGUCAAUUGUUUGGGGUGUUGGCUCUGACGUCAUCAGAAGCGUCAGCAUUUAUAAUGGUGACAAUGACGUCAUUUCGUCUCGCUGCUGUCUGCUUCCCAUUUAAAAUGGAAAACGCGCGGCAAAUCUGGUACAGGAUAUCGACAACUAUUGCGUGGUUGUUCGCCAUACUUGUAGGAACUUCUCCAGCUUGGUAUAAUACGUCCGGCUACUUUGUAACUGGCCUUCUUUUCACCAAAUUACACCGCAACAACAGUAUCACCUACUCAAUGAAAAAAACUGACUUUAUAAAAUUGCAUACAGCUGUUCAAAUGAUACUGAUGACCAAACAUGGCAGGGAGCAAAGCGGAGUUUUGAACAGACCUUCAGGAACACCAAAAUCACUGGAGAGUUUGGUUACUUUGGUAGCACCAGUGUAUGCAUGCCGAACAUAUUCUCCACAUUAGAGGACGAGGCGUGGGAGUUUUCAAUGUUUCUAAUUAUAUUAAACUUCCUUUUGUUUAUCUACAUGGCGAUAUGCUACCUGGUUAUUUACAAAAUAAACUCGAACCCACAUAGACGGCAAGAAGGAAGGAAACUCAAGAAAAGAAUCUCAAUACUGGUUGCAACUGACUUUUGCUGUUGGGUCCCAGUUUGCGUAAUGGCUUGCGUAAGCUUUAAUGGGACCCGUCUUGAUCCAACAGCCUACAUUGUUAGUGCCGGCUUCUUGUUGCCGAUAAAUAGCGCUUUAAACCCAAUCAUUUAUUCUAAAGUGUUGGGAAGAAGCAUCAACAGUGCGGCGAGGUGGUUCAGUAAUAAAUGCUCAAGACUUCCCAAAUCAAUCCCCGAAAAAAUCUCGUCCAAACUUAACCUUACGUCAGACCAAGAGAUGGCGCGAGGUUCGUUACGUGAAACCGAAUCGUCACUUUAAUGAAAUUAUUGUAUAUUCGGUUACUGGUUUUCCCAUGUAUAUAACCCAUAAGCAACGCACAUUCUAUGCUCACUGUCACAAAAUUAUCUUUUCUGUUAUUUAUAAGCUCUUGCUCAAUCUAUCCUUAUAAUAGACAAAGUUCUGUAUUUUAUAAUUGCAUUUUUUUAAUUGACAAAGUUCUGUAUUUUAUAAUUGCAUUUUUUUAAUUGACAAAAUUCUGUAUUUUAUAAUUGCAUUUUUUUAAUUGACAAAAUUCUGUAUUUUAUAAUUGCAUUCUUUUAAUUGACCAAGUUCUGUAUUUUAUAAUUGAAAUUCCACAUAAGACAUUUUCUGUAGACAGUAACCUUUCUAACCAUCCGGUUGCCAAAGCGAUUAUCACGAUUGUCACAUAACCCCAACAACCCCGCACCUCAUAUAGCAUAUUGUGGGGUAAGAUGGUAACCAUUAGCACAUAUUAUCCCAUGUUUUCUCGUGUUUUUAACAUAUGACGUCACUCUAUAAUUAUGUGGUUUAGUACUAAACGGGACAAGAAAGGAAAAUAAAAACGUCCCAUCUUACCCCACCGUACUAUACGUCAUCGGGAUAAACAAACUCUUCGUCCGUGAAUCGAUAAACAAUUAGUAGAACAACUAUUCCAAUGUUGAUUAUGACGUAAACA
Molecule: messenger RNA, 2267 nt
Organism: Ciona intestinalis (vase tunicate)
Lineage: Eukaryota; Metazoa; Chordata; Ascidiacea; Phlebobranchia; Cionidae
Product: G-protein coupled receptor GRL101-like
Biological process (GO): adenylate cyclase-activating G protein-coupled receptor signaling pathway; activation of adenylate cyclase activity; hormone-mediated signaling pathway
Cellular component (GO): plasma membrane
Molecular function (GO): G protein-coupled peptide receptor activity
Source: RefSeq, a predicted model, not a curated record